AUGCACAAAUGGCUAGCGACAUGUUUUAGUCUAGCCGCUUUGUUUUUAGUUGCAGUAUUUAUUGCUCAAAAUGAAACGGAUCAAUUUCCAAUCGGCACAAGUACGAUUAAAACACGUCGGCACGUAGAUCAGCAACGAUUCGUUGAUAUCAAGGUAAUUAUUGUGGUUUUUCGUAGUAAUACCAUAACAAGUAUUACAAUUUCAAAAUAACAGAUAUGAAAUGCUUAGUUUAAUUCAAUUUUUUUAAAAAUUUUAUCUAUUAAGACCCCCAAGUCCAUUGAGACCCCAUAAUUAAUAUUUUUUUAUCAAAAAACCCCAAAAUUUUAGGUAACAGGUAACGAAGCCUCAUUCCAAACCCAAUAUAAUAGAUCUCAACAAACCAACACCACCUUGAAUGUGUUCUUGGUGUUUCAUUCACAUACUGAUCCAGGAUGGUUGAGGACCUUCAACGAGUACUUUGACGAAAAAGUUCAGAAGAUUCUGGAUUUAGCUGUUGAUUUUUUAACUUUACACAGCGAUGCCAAGUUUAUUUGGUCGGAAAUGUCCUUCCUCAGCGAGUGGUGGGAUGGUGCUAAUAGUACUAGGAAAGAACAAAUGGUCCGGUAAGUUAUUAUAGUACUGUAGUGGUUUUUAUUGUAUCUUAUUCUACGCUACUUAGCUCUACCGCAACAUAAGGGCAUGUUAGCCAAUCUUUAACAGAUAUACAUUCUAGACUAGUUCAAAACGGUCAAUUAGAGCUCUCGGGUGGUACUUGGGUGAUGUCAGACGAAGCAAUUACCCACUUCUGGGCCUCCAUAGACAACAUAAUUGAAGGCCACAAUUUUGUACAAGACAAUUUCAAAGUACGACCAACAACCAGCUGGUCCGUUGAUCCAUUUGGUCAUGGUAGUACCAUGCCAUAUCUGUUGAAUCAGGCUGGAGUUGAUCAACUUGUAGUAGGGCGAUUGAGUAAGCAUGUCAAGGAGGAGAUGAUACGACAUGGAGCACUUAAAUUUCUAUGGUCAGAACCUUGGAAUAAUCAGUCGCAUAAGAGAAGAUUGCCAUUGAUAAGCUCAUUACCACGAACAUAUUACACUACCGCGGAUUCUUGUGGGCCGGACGGACAGAUUUGUUGCCAGUUUGACUUUGGACCAUCAGCUAGGUCUGAUUGUUUCCAGCGAUUUAAGCAUGGCAAUGAUUCGACAGCUGUUUUGUAAGUAUUAUAUUGUAUAUUACGUUGAACCAAAAGUAGCGGGACAAUUUUUUAUUUGUUUUUCAACUAAAAAGUGUCCCGCUACUUUUGGUUCAAUCCAAUAUUUUCAAAAGUUUUACAAGAAAAAUGGGCUUAAAGUACAAAAACAACCAAUUUUUCAGUGCAAAAAAGCUUGUGAAUCAAUACAGAAAGCUCCAGACCUACUACCGGUCGAAUUCUUUGUUAGUACCAAUUGGCGACGACUUUUUCUUUUCUAACCCGAAGGACUGGACUGAAAACUAUGACAAUUACAAAGCUUUAAUGACCUAUAUUAACAGCCACGAAGAGUUUAAUAUGAAGGUAGGUGAAUAUAAGUGCAAUUCGAAGGUAAGAUGAAUAUAAGUACGCAAACCUUUAACAUAAAAGAUAGAUGAACCUGAAGGUAAAAUGUUAAUUUAUAGAUCCAAUUUGGCACGGUAGCUGAUUACUUCAACUCUCUCAAAGUUACGGAAAAGAAAGAUGUGUAUCCAGUAGUUGACGGUGAUUUCUUCCCUUAUACUGAAGAUAUGGAUGGCGCUUUUCCCUACUGGACUGGAUAUUAUGGUCAUCGACCAUUUUUCAAAAAAUUGGAACGAAUUGUACAGGUAAGGUUGGGUAGGAUAAUAUAUGGUAGGAUCAGGGUGACGUAACGUAGCGUACGGUAAACUAGGCUAGGGCAAAGUAAACUAGGCUAGACCAAAAUAGAAUGACAGGGACUAAAAACUAUGUUUUUUAAAUUUAUUUUAACUAAAAAAACUUACAGAACCAACUCCGUCGCCUCGACUACCUAUUAGUACGAUCUCAAAUGUACAACUCCGUAGCCACUCUGAGCCCUCACAGACGAACAGUAUCACUAGUACAGCAUCACGAUGCUAUAACAGCAACAUCACGUCCUCACGUUAUGACAGAUUAUGAAGACCGUCUGUUCAAUGCUUCAAUCCACGUUCAGAAACUUGAAGCUGAAGUGUGGGCACGGAGAAUGAGGGAUUCUGAAAAUAUCACGAUAUUGUUUUAUCAAAAUGGCAGAGAAAUCGUGUUUGACGACCAGUUGAAAGGGUGAGUUGAGGUUUUUUGAAACUAAAAUGAAAAAAAGUAUAAACCACCAUCGAUGACAAUUCAGAACUCACAUUUCUGUGCUUACAGUAGCCUAAAUUGACCAUCUAAACUAAACUCAACUCUUUUAGUUUAUGGUUAACAAUUUACAAUCCAAGAACCUUCACAGUCAACGAAUUGAUAAAAGUCCGGGUAAACAACCCAAACAUAUCUGUUAAAGCCUAUAAUGGCAAAUCCAUUAAUGCUCAAAUACUGCCUUACUUGAACAUCGAUGAAUGGAAAUUCAGUCCAGAUAUUUAUGAACUCGUAUUUUAUGUGGAACUGCAAGGAUUGGAAUCUCGAAAAGUUUUUGUUGAAGUUACACAGAAAUUGGUCGAAAGUACAACAAUUUCAACAGUCUUCAGUGAUGAACAAGGCUUAAGGUAAGAAUUUUAAUUCACCUUGAAGAAAUUUCUGGAUUUGCAGGCUGCGGAUUUCGGCCGCAGCGGUAAAUAUAAAGAAAAGGAAUUCGGAGGAAUUUUACAAGUUUUGGUUGUGUUUGGAGUUGAAUAAGGUUUCGAUAGUACAUAAGUAUAUUUUAAACACUUUAUAAGCUAAUUUAUUUAUUUAUUUAUCUAUUUUUCUAGCCAAACAUUGCUAAUUCAGCCACUCGACAAUGAAACAUUUACUUUUGAAAACUCAGAAAUGGAAGUUUCGAUGGAAAACGGCUACGUUAAGGUAAUUUUUCUUUGAUUUUUUAAUUGUUAUUGGUCUUUACAUAUUAAACGAUGAAUUUACUGAACGUUUUUUAUAAAAUUUUAGAGGAUAAUCAACAAACACACAGGAAAGGAAGAGGUUCUUGAUGUAUCUUAUGGUUUCUACACGGAUAUGGGAGGUGCUUACGUUUUUGCGCCUAUUAGCAAGGAAAAGGUAGGUUAUUUUAACACGUAUUUUAUAUAUUUUGGAAAGCAGAUGGUAAUUAACAUAUAAACGAUAUCUUGGUUUUAUAUUCAUGGUUUUACCGAAGUUAUGUUAAUAUGAAACUGCAAAAGCCAAAAAGUUCUAAUUUUUUGUCUUUUCGGUCAAAUUUUUUAUCUAAAAACAUUAAUUUUAGGAAAUUGAAGUGAACAAAACAUUAGCCAGCCCAAUCUACGUUACCGGAUCGUUAAUUUCUAGAGCUUAUUCUCAUGUACGAUCAGAUUUUAUAUCAAAGCUGAAUACUCAUCAAGUGUUUGAAUUUGAAUCGAAAUCUGAACAUAUUGGGUUUUCAUUGGAGUUGUAUUCGAAUGUAGAAGAAGUCAACGACGCUACGGUUGUGAUGAAUGUAAACACGAAGAUUGAAAGUGGUGACAGCGUUUACAGUGAUGUAAAUGGAAUGUAUUUGAGAGAAAGAACGAAAUAUGAGUGAGUUUACUAAUUAUUUUUUAAAAAUUAGUUUUGUUUGAUAAAAUUUUACGAUUUGGGUACAAUUGAUUUGCUUGCAUAUUGGUAAUGAAGAAAAGUUUUAAAAGUGAAAUUUAGGCAUGCUUCUACACCAUCAGCCAAUUACUAUCCAGCAGCGACGUCAGUGAUGAUUCAAGACAAAUCUAGUCGAUUAACUGUGGCGUUUGCUCAACCAACUGGCAUUCAUUCGCCUAAAUCAGGACAAAUUCAGCUAGUUGUUGACAGAAUAUUGAGUGGAGAUGAUGGAAAAGGUCUUAGUUACGAAGAUGCUGCUUAUGUACGGUUUUUAAUUAGUUUUUAUUUAAAAUUAAUUUUCUUUUGUUAUUAAUCUAAAGGUAUUUAAUUUUUAAAAUAAUAUAUUAUUAACUUCUAAAGUUUGUCUAUUUCAGACAGAGCCAGCUCGGCUAAAAUACAGGUUCAGGUGGGAAGAGCGUUACAUAACUCAUUCAAACAUGACCACCUUGUAUCAUUCUCAUAGUACUCACAAAGCUUUAGCAUCCUUGCUUUUGCCGGUAUCAAUUCACAAUUCUCAGAAAUCGGAAAGAAAAUUCGACUCAUUGGCAUGGCCAUGUGAUGUGGAGAUGAUCAACGUACGGUACUUGAACAGUACCAGAUUCUCGAUGUCAUUUAGAAAGUUGGUAUACGAUGGUAGUGUAGUGCAUUUGGAGAAGUGUCAGCAAAAUGUUGUAGGUUUGGGACUAUUGGUGGUGCUAAUUGAACAAUUUGUGACGUGUUUUAUAGUGGUUUAUUCUUAUAUAGUGAUGCAUCAUUUGAUGUAAUGACUUGAUUUCAAAAUUUAAGGAUCUGUACACCGUGAUACUGAGGUGGAUGGCCAAACAUCGAAGCCGAGCUUAUUUUUCGAACUUGGCUACAACAAAACUGUUCAAUUCUGUUACAGCACAUGAAUUACAUCUAAAACUGGACAAUGCCUUCGAUGUUCAUACUAUUGUUUUCAUUAGGGUUUAG
This is a messenger RNA of Bursaphelenchus okinawaensis, 4651 nucleotides long. Lineage: Eukaryota; Metazoa; Nematoda; Chromadorea; Rhabditida; Aphelenchoididae. The record is from the annotation of a GenBank genome assembly.